Messenger RNA from Leptidea sinapis, 1666 nucleotides. Its product is annotated as organic cation transporter protein-like. Gene Ontology annotation, biological process: transmembrane transport. Bases 8 to 1588 code for a protein of 526 amino acids. Gene Ontology annotation, cellular component: membrane. The record is from RefSeq and is a predicted model, not a curated record. Lineage: Eukaryota; Metazoa; Arthropoda; Insecta; Lepidoptera; Pieridae. The transcript is spliced from 7 exons. Gene Ontology annotation, molecular function: transmembrane transporter activity.
UUACAAAAUGACUAGUGUUACAGAAGUGUUCGGAAAAUAUCAACUGAUACAGUAUAUUUUAACAUGUAUUCCGCAUGUAUUUUUUGCAGUUAGUAAUAUUAAUUAUGUGUUCGUUGCCGGAGAUUUGAACUACAGAUGUCGCGUUGAUGAAUGUGAAGAAAAUAUCCCAGAAUAUACAGCACUGUGGUGGCCAGCUACCAGCACAGAUAGGUGUUUGAAACCCAUUUCAAACAGGACGAUACCACUCCCAUAUUGCACUAAUGCGAGUUUUACAAACUCCCAUGAGUUGUGUACUGAAUGGAUCUAUGAAAGCAGAGAUACUAUCAUAGCCGAGCUGGAUUUAGCUUGUCAACCAAUAAAAACUGGUAUGAUUGGUGUAGUGCACAAUAUUGCUACUGCUAUAUCUAUGCUCGCAGCUGGGUGGAUAGCUGAUCAGAUCGGUCGCAAAAAAGCACUUACCAUAUGCUCAACUUGCAUUAUAUUUGGAACUUUUAAAACACUAACAUCUUCGUAUAGUUUCUAUUUGUUAAUGGAGCUCUUGGAAGCGAUCACCAAUGGCGGUGUUGUAACCUCAGGUUUAGUUUUAAUGAUUGAAAUUGGAGGAAAAUCUAAAAGAGUUUUAUCGGGGGUUCUGUUUGCAUGUUCUUGUUAUAUUGGAGAAAUAUUAUAUGCUUUAACAGCAAUGUUUGUUCCGAAUUGGAAAACUUUAAUAUUAAUAACAUAUUCACCGUCCAUUCUGUUCUUAUCAUACUUUUUCAUGCUAAAGGAAACCUUACGAUGGUUGAUAGUCAAUGAAAAAAUAGAUGAUGCUAAGGAAACUGUGAAAUCAAUAAUAAAAAUGAAUAAAUUAGAGAUGAAUAUAAACGUCGUUGAUAAAAUGGAUUUAAAAAGCCUUAAAGAACUAAUUGAUGUUGAAUCCUAUGAACAAAAAGAGGGCUUAGGAAAAGCAUUCAAUUCACGUGAGAUAAUGAAAAGAUUUUUAGUAGCAUCAUGCUGUAGGUUUACUGUAUGCUUCGUUUACUAUGGAUUAACAGUAAACUCAGUUAUGUUACCUGGUAAUAAAUAUGUUAAUUUUCUCUUGACAUCGUUAAUGUCAUUCCCGGGCGAUAUCUUGUGUCUAAUUUUGAUGAAUCGCUUUGGAAGGAAAAUGCCACUUAUCUUCUCCUUUGCAUUAUGUGCAGUGGCAUGUCUUUGUUUCGGAUUUAUCCCGUCGUAUAACAGCUGGCUCAAACUAACAUUCUUCUUAUUAUCGAAGAUAUUAAUAACAAUAUGCUACACUGGUCUCGUGAUUUAUGUUAUGGAGUUGUUUCCAACUAGUGUGAGAGGCUCUAUGCUUGGCCUCAGUGUGGUAUUGGGUUCAGUUGGAACUAUAUUGGCGCCCUUAACUCCUGCAUUAGCCACAGUAUAUCCGGUAUUACCUGCGGUGUGUUUCGCUACAUCUUCAUUUAUAUCAAGCAUACUAUUACUACUGACUCCAGAGACUGCCAACAGACGGUUACUAGAUACGAUCGAACAGUUAGAUAGUUCGGUAACACCGACUAAUAAAACAUCUGUGGGGACUGUGAAUACCGCUUUUAUACUGUCAUAAUGUGGACUGGAUGCUGCAAGAAAACUAGAAUUAUGUAUCACCUAUAAGUAAAUAAGUCAAAUUUUAGAGUUUAAAAUA